GUCACAAAAACAAAGGCCAAGAGACAGACAGUGUAAAACAAGUAUUGAAGAAAGCAAGGCCACGCGCUUUGCUACAGAAUGGAAAGAGAGAAACAUGAGUGGUGCUUCCGUUUCCUCUGCUCUGGCGGCCACUGCGUCUGCCUCUGCCUGGAUUCACCGCAGCAUCAGCAAUGGCAAAUGCCUUUUCUCUUCCAAGCAACUUAAAGGCCGCGUACACCCCUCUCAAUCCCACUCUCAUCAUCACCAACACCACCCUUUUCUUCUCAGAGUUAUGAAUGAGUCAAGCAGGACUGAAGUAUCUGCUGAUUCUACCAUUGAGAGAACAGAAGGUGAUAAGAUAGUUGAUGGGAUGGACUUUGGUGAGCUUUGUGACGAGUUUGAAUGCAUUAGUAGCCCCUUGGUGGAAUCAACAGCAAGACAACUAGUACGUGAUAUUCUAGAGCUAAGAGAAGGCAAUCGUGCACUAGGAACAUAUGCAGUAUCUGUCAAAUACAAGGAUCCAGUCAGAAGUUUUACUGGUCGUGACAAGUACAAGAGACCACUUUGGAUAACUGGUGCUCUGGAAAACCCCUCUGUGAAAGUGCAAGAAAUGGUGAUGCUAUCAACCAGUGUACUCAGCAUCAAAUGGACAAUACAAGGAAAGCCUAAAUCUUUUCUUGCUAGCAUAGGUGGAGAUCUGAUAAUAAGAGUCAAUUCACAAUUCACAUUGAACCAGAUUAGUGGCCAGGUGAUUGAGCAUGAAGAGUUCUGGGAUUUAUCCUCUUCAUCAGUCAUUGCUCAGGCAUUUUUCUGGACAUCUCGUCAUCUCUUUGCUACAAUUGAGGCAGGGAAGGACUUGGCAGAUGGAGCCAAGGACUUGUCAACUCGUUUUUCUUCCAAGCAAGAGAACUUGGAGGUUUAUCCAGACCCUUCUGGUGAUCCAACUAAGUUCUUUCAAAGGGACGAUGGAUUCCAAAGAGAUGUGUACCAAAUUGCUUUGUUUCUGGCAGUUCUCUAUUUUGUGGUACAGUUCCUGAGAACAACCUUGUAAUACUCAUCUUCCUACAAUCCUCAUUCAUUAUUUGAACCUAUCAUUGUAAUUAUCAGUUUUUUAUAUUGUCAUACCAAUAGAUACUGAUUAUAGAAUAUAUUAACGAUGUUCAAUUAAAAAUCUGGAACAGCAUUCAGAGUGA
Molecule: messenger RNA, 1172 nt
Organism: Theobroma umbraticum
Lineage: Eukaryota; Viridiplantae; Streptophyta; Magnoliopsida; Malvales; Malvaceae
Product: transmembrane protein, putative (DUF2358)
Cellular component (GO): chloroplast
Source: RefSeq, a predicted model, not a curated record